Schizosaccharomyces japonicus yFS275 is the source of this 444-nucleotide messenger RNA. Its product is annotated as TIM23 translocase complex subunit Tim14. Gene Ontology annotation, molecular function: ATPase activator activity. NCBI's taxonomy places the organism in Eukaryota, Fungi, Ascomycota, Schizosaccharomycetes, Schizosaccharomycetales, Schizosaccharomycetaceae. Gene Ontology annotation, biological process: protein import into mitochondrial matrix. The coding region runs from base 1 to 444 and encodes 147 amino acids. Gene Ontology annotation, cellular component: mitochondrial inner membrane; PAM complex, Tim23 associated import motor; TIM23 mitochondrial import inner membrane translocase complex. The record is from RefSeq and is a predicted model, not a curated record. The transcript is spliced from 3 exons.
AUGUGCAUGCGUUCUGUUAUUCUUGGAUUGGGAGUCGCGUCUCUGGCCGUCGUUGGAAAAAUUGGUCUUGACUCCUUUAGAAAGUACAGGGGAUUGGCUCCGGUAAAGGGUUUCAUUAAAGGUGGUUUUGAAUCUAAAAUGUCGCGUCACGAAGCCGUCCAAAUUCUGGCUUUGAAUGAACGUUCCUUAUCACGUCAAAAAAUUAAAGACUCUCACAGACGCAUCAUGUUGUCCAAUCACCCUGACCGUGGAGGAAGUCCCUUUGUUGCUAGCAAGGUAAACGAAGCGAAAGCACUUUUGGAUGCCGACAAAUCCAUUCGUCGUUUCCAUACACGUUCCCUUCAGGCAACACUCCCGUACACAGCAUCACAAAGCUCCUUAAAGCCUUCCUCCUCUUUAACGGAAGCAAUCAUGGCUCAAGUUCAACGCUCACGUCUGCGGUAA